Molecule: messenger RNA, 1333 nt
Organism: Prorocentrum cordatum
Lineage: Eukaryota; Dinophyceae; Prorocentrales; Prorocentraceae
Source: the annotation of a GenBank genome assembly
AUGCGUUCGGCGCGAGGGGCGCACCAGUUCUUCCACGAAAAACGUCCUCUGUCCAGCAACUAUCGGUUCUGCAAGAUCUGCUGGCCGGACGAACAACCUGUUGUGCUCAAUGUGAAAACUCUCAUGGACUCAGGCUUCAUGCCGUCAAUGGAAUAUGACGGGUGCGUGUGGCAGGAGAGCUCCACGGGCUCCAUGCUGCGGCAUCUGCGGCGUUUUCACGCCGACGAGAUCCCGGAGAGUCUGCGCGAGCACCCCCGCGAGGAGGGUUGCGCCGUGCGGCGUGUGGACCACGACCUCACCCGGGAGUGGGCCGUCAUCAUGGUCAUCAAAAACCUGAUUCCCGUGCGUGUUGCAGACGACGCCCGGGACGGGAUCACCCGCUUGAGCCAGCUCGGCGGCCGCUCUGUGAUGACGCAGGAGGUCGGCCGCACCAUCGACGGAAUUGUUGCGGAGUCCAGGGCCGCUGUGCGGGCAGCUGCAGAGAAAGGAUGUCGUUUUGCUAUCGGAUACGACAGCUGGAAGACAAAAGGUCUCUGUCCGAAACAUUUCAACGCCAUCAUCGUCGACUGGUGCGACCUGGAAUUCGAACGCCACUCGGUCGUCCUCGAGGUGUUCCACAUGGUCGGCCGUAAGAAUGCUGCCUCUUACAAGUCAAUGUUGGAGAAAGCUCUGGCUGCUGCCGGCCUGACGCCAGACCACAUCGUCUGCGGGCUGUCCGACCACGAAGCGGCCCCGCGAAAGGGCAUUCGCGACUUGGGCUUGAACGCCCUUGGGUGCGGGUGCCAUCUGAUUCAGUUGGCGGGAAAGCACAGCGUCCCGCCAGCGAGGCCGAAAAAACGUCACGCCAAGGUCAUGGAGCCUGUGUGUAAAAAAGCUCGUUCCAUUGUGAAAUACUACCACCGCAACGGCUCCGAGUACGACGCCUUGGUUUCAGACGCGGCGUCCCAGAACCCGCCCGUGCCGACUUGCGCAUUCGCGCAAGAAGGCGAGACUCGCUUCUCCGGCACCCUGUUGUCCUGGGUCUCCCUGAUCAAGAACGCCAGGGCUCACAACCUCACUCGCGGCCUCCACCCCAGGCGCUCUGCCCCAGAGCCCCUGGGCGAGCCCAGCGUCAGGGAGCUCGUCGACAUUUGUUGUGCCAUGGGGCCGCUCCUGACGGCGACGCGCACCCUCGAGGGGGACGCCAACAAGGGCACCAUUUCCUUGUUUCUCCCUGUUCUCCAUCAGACGCGCGGGGCGUACGACCCGGCGACUGCAGAGCUGAGGGUGCCGAGGGAGCUCCGCUCGUACACCGUCGGCCCCACGUGGACGAAGGCCAACAUGGGCGCCCUGG